GCGAAGGAGGCGGGGCCAGGGGCUGGGCUGGGGCGGAGUUAGGGCCUGGGGGCGGGCUCACGCCGAGCCGUGGACCAAUGAUUGAGGACUGGGGUCCUGAGGCCCUGGAGAGUCCGGCAGGAGCCAGAGCUACCAACCCAACCCCUAGUUUGUAGGGAUGGAAGGCGUUGCGGUGCUGCCUCCGGAGGCCCGGAUGCCGCCUAAGAAAUGCGGAUCCUGGCUGGAGCACCUGCUCCAGCACCCACCCAGUCGCCAGGCUGGGAUGAGGGGUUCCAUUUAGUCUGAGGGGAGGAAGGAGUCUGGAGGUUCCUCGCGUGACAUCACAAUCACCACCAGAUGUGGGCGGGGCCAGAGGGGCAUUUCCCCGGAGAUGCGUGCACACAGCACUGUCUAGCUCCCUCCUUCUUCCUGCUUCCCCUCCUUUCUCCCUUUCCCCUCCCUUCCUCCCCCAUUCAGUGCUUGGGUGUCCGACCUGGAACCCUGACACCUGCGCCACAAGGGCGGGGGGAGCUCCUCGGCCUUCAGGACUGGGAGGAUUCUGUAUCAAUGAGCCUUACCUAUGUAAACAGGUUACCGGGCUGGGAGAGAGGACAUCUGCUGGCUGGUGUGCCUUCUAGCACUGAUGCAUCUACCUUCUCCUCUGAAGGUGAAUUCAAAGACCUGGACAGGUGCUGCUGGAAACACAAACAGUGCACUGGGCAUGUCAUCCACCCCUUCCCCUCGGACUAUGGCCACCACAACCUGCACCUGCACUCCAUCAGCCACUGCGACUGCGAGUCUAGGCUGAAGGACUGCUCAGAGAAGACAAAUAGCGACAACUCCCGAGAUGUGGGCCCAACCUGCUCCCGAGAUGAGGGUCCAACAUGUUUCAACAUCAUCCAGUCCCCUUGCUUUGAGCUCAUCCCAGAGGAGGAGUGUGUGGAGCGGUUCUGGUAUGGCUGGUGCAAAAGCUAUAGGCCUGUCUCUGUGGCAGUGAUCCACCAUCCCAUCCACCAUGACUAUGUGGCAGAUGACUUGAAUGAAGAGGAGGAGGAGGAGGAGGAGGAAGAAAGCAAGCCUCCCAUUCCCACCCAGGUGGGGCCUGCCACCACCGCCCCCGCUGACACAGGCCUGGGCACUGUCACAACUACCCCGGACUCGGCAGCUCCCAUCACUAUCUGGCGCUCCGAGAGCCCCACAGGGAAGUCCCAGGGCAACAAGGUGAUCAAGAAGGUAAAGAAGAAAAAAGAAAAGGAGAAAGACAAGGAAGAGGAGCUGGAUGAGAAGCCAAAGCCGAAGAAAAAAGUCAAGAAGGGCAAGUUGAUGAAGAAGAAAAGCCCGGUUAAAUCGGAAUCUUCACCUCCGGACUUGAACCGAUCAAUAAGCCCCAGAGAGCUGACCAGGAUGUCAGAGUCCAGCCCAGACAGCCGGGAAGACCUGGAGAGUGAGGACAGUUACAAUGACCCCCGGCGGGAGGAGCCCUCCAGUGACGAUAUCGUGGAGUCUUCCUCACCCAGGAAGAGAGAAAAGAACACGGUCCAGACUAAGAAAGCUGGGGCGAAGACCUCACCAGUCAAGAAGGUCAAGAGGAAAUCUCCCCCAGGAUCCAACCCCAAUCUCAGUUGAGGCCAGGGCGUCCAGUGUGAAGAAUAAAUGCGAUCAAGCCUGUAGCUGAUCCCCUGCGGCUGUUCUCUCUCCCUCCAACCCAUCCCCGGUCGGGGCAAGGAGGGGGGCUCUGCGCGUAGCUGGAGCUAAGGGGGGGCUGCAGGGGUAUUUGAAGGGUAAUGUGUCUUUCAGGAGGGAAUCCGUGGGAACGUAGGUGGGAGGCCAUGCAGCCUGUUUAUCUGUAACAUUGUAGGCUCGGGGCAGGAGAGGAGCACAUCAGGGUGGGGUGGGAAGAAGGCUGCCCAUCUCCUGGGAGAUCGGUCUGUGUGAAAUCUGCUCGGCGGACAGGCAGUGCUAUCUGCAGCGAUACCCCUAAUAAACUGAACCUUUUAAUCCA
Mustela erminea (ermine) is the source of this 1981-nucleotide messenger RNA. It is a transcript of the gene PROCA1, whose product is annotated as protein interacting with cyclin A1. Lineage: Eukaryota; Metazoa; Chordata; Mammalia; Carnivora; Mustelidae. The record is from RefSeq and is a predicted model, not a curated record. Bases 337 to 1605 code for a protein of 422 amino acids. Gene Ontology annotation, molecular function: A2-type glycerophospholipase activity. Gene Ontology annotation, biological process: arachidonate secretion; phospholipid metabolic process. The transcript has 5 exons.